Molecule: messenger RNA, 991 nt
Organism: Camelina sativa (false flax)
Lineage: Eukaryota; Viridiplantae; Streptophyta; Magnoliopsida; Brassicales; Brassicaceae
Product: BAG family molecular chaperone regulator 5, mitochondrial
Biological process (GO): protein folding
Cellular component (GO): plasmodesma
Molecular function (GO): protein-folding chaperone binding
Source: RefSeq, a predicted model, not a curated record
UAUAUAGUAUGAGUCAAUAACGACCACCGUCAGAAAAAUUCUCAUCCAUAUCAAAAACAGGAAAAAAAAAAAAAUGAAAAGUUCAAAAAAAUUCUCAUCGUCGGCAACAACCACCACCGUUAUCCACACUUUUUAUAAUGACCAUAAUACCCCUCCAGCUCCAUCAACCAAACAAAUCCCGAUAGAAACCCCAUCACCGGCGGCGAAAUCCACCGUCCGGACUAACUCCUCCUCCGCCGCAGCAGCAGCGAGGAUCCAGUCUGGCUACCGUUCUCACAGGAUCCGAAACCUAUACAAGACAAUCUCAUCCGUCAAUCGAGAAGCGAAUCGUGUACAGAGCAUGAUCCAACGGCAAGACACGGUAGACGCCAUUAGAACCGAUGAGAAGGAACGUCUUCGGAUGAACGAGAUUCUGAUGUCUCUGCUUCUGAGACUCGACUCCGUACCUGGUUUAGAUCCGUCGAUCAGAGAAGCUCGGAGGAAAGUGAGCCGCAAGAUCGUAGGGAUGCAGGAAAUACUCGAUUCGAUCUCGGAGACCAAAGACGAAAUUCAGUGGUGGAAUUACAACGAUAUCGGAGGAGUUGACGGCAGACAAGGCGGCGGCGGCGCGUGGCCUUUGUAUUGGGAAGAAGCGGUGGAGGAGGAGAUGUGUAGAGAGAAAGGCGGUGAGGAAAUGGAGAGGUUCUGUGCUCAGUAUUUGGGUUUCAGAUGUUUCCAGAGAUUUCUCAGAGAAUGACCACCGCGGUAAAAAAAAAAACUAAUCCGGUGUGUCGCGGUGUACGAUUAGAGGACCUUUCUCUUUUUGUUUUUACUACGUUUAUGUUAAAACCACGAACGAAUUAUAUCUUUUUGUAUGUAUCUAAACUGGAAUACGCGCCGUCUUGCAUCCAUGAAAACGUCGCGUAGUUUCUAAAUAUAGUCAUGGAUCAUAGGAGAAUUUGGGCCCAUAAUCCAUAUUCAAUAGACUCACGUAAGUAUGUUGAUUAGUGAA